GUUAGGGCUAACCCUGUCAGGUUGAGCCCAUAUUAACAUCCCUACCUGUAGGUAACAUCCCUAGCUACAACACCCCUACUGCUUUCCAGAGCCCACAUGAACUCGUUGGUGUUUCUUCCCCAGCAUCUGGAUGCACAGCUUGUGGAGCCACGAGUAGCUCCUCUCCUUCUAGUCACUUGGGCUUGAACGGUACCACCACAAAUCCUCCCUCAUCUGCGACAUCUCUUCCCUGGUUGUUCUUAUCUACCUAUGGUUCUUUUCCUUUGCUGUUUGGCACACCAAAUCUUGCGGCUUAUGGUACAUCAACAACUCCAGCAGUCCAAGCCUAUGCUAUUAUGUUUGGAACACCAAAUCUUACUUGUCAAGGUACAACAGCAACUCCAGCAGUUCAAGCCUAUCCUAUUAUGUUUGGAACACCAAAUCACGUUGCUCAAGGUACUACAGCAGCUCAGCCCUAUCCGACAAUGUUUGGAUCAUCAAAUCUUGCUGCUCAAGGUACUACAACAACUCCAGCAGCUCUGCCCUAUCCUACAAUGUUUGGAUCACCAAAUCUUGCUGCUCAAGGUACAACAACAACUCCAGCAGCUCAGCCUUAUCCGACUAUGUUUGGAACACCAAGUAUUAUUGCUCAAGGUACUACAACAACUCCAGCAGUUCAGCCCUACGCUAUUAUGUUUGGAACACCAAAUCUUGGAGCUCAAGGUAUAACUCCAGCAGCUCAAGCGUAUCCCGUUAAUGGUUUAAAUCUUCUCCCAUUCUCCGCCAUGAGUCUGCAGUAAUUGCUCCUCGCUCUCUGCAUCAAACUUGUGUAUUUUAUCUUGUAGGUCUAAGGUCUUUGUUUUUCCUUCAUAAACCAAGUCUCGUCCAACUUUAUGAUAUUUUUUUCUUCUAUCAUGGAUGCAAACAAGUCUCCUCUGUUUUGAGCUUAUCAAUAAAACCUCCUUUCCCUUCUA
Molecule: messenger RNA, 953 nt
Organism: Brassica napus (rape)
Lineage: Eukaryota; Viridiplantae; Streptophyta; Magnoliopsida; Brassicales; Brassicaceae
Product: nascent polypeptide-associated complex subunit alpha, muscle-specific form-like
Exons: 1
Coding region: 336-779 (147 amino acids)
Source: RefSeq, a predicted model, not a curated record